Cuscuta campestris is the source of this 1551-nucleotide messenger RNA. The record is from the annotation of a GenBank genome assembly. NCBI's taxonomy places the organism in Eukaryota, Viridiplantae, Streptophyta, Magnoliopsida, Solanales, Convolvulaceae.
ACAAAUGUGGUCUUUUGUCAGAAUCCUAUCCCACAAUUAUAGUCAUUAUUUUUGUGUUAUCCGCUUAACCAAUAUCAGAACACAUCACUAGACAUAAUGUUGAUGUCAAAUUAUACUUUUAGCCUUUAAAUUAACACCAACAUGACAUAAGAUAAAAAAGGGACCAUUUGUGGAAAGAAGCCACACCAAAGACGAUCAUGAGAGUGAUGGGGGUCAAGGGUCUCACCCUCUACCACUUGAAGAGCCACCUCCAGAAAUUUAGACUGGGAAAGCAGCCACACAAGGAAUUCAAUGAUCACUCUUCUGUCAAAGAUGUUGAGAGAGCUUCUACUUUAGAACUGCAACGAAAUUCAGCAUCUUCCUCGGGAAUGAUCGGCCGCAACAUGAACGAUAGUAAUGUUCGCAUCAAUGAUGCAAUUAGGAUGCAGAUGGAGGUGCAGAGAAGACUGCAUGAACAACUUGAGGUACAAAGGCAUCUCCAGUUGAGGAUUGAAGCUCAAGGAAAGUACAUGCAAACAAUCCUGGAGAAAGCAUGCCAAACUCUCUCCGGUGGGGACACCAACAACCAUGUAGUAGGGUCCACCACAUCGGCGUCCGGCGGGCCGUACAAGCUCGCCGGCAAUGCCGGUCCCCACCCGUCCGAAUUCGGGUUUCCGACCUUUCAAGAUCUCAACAUCUACGGCGGCGACCACCUCGGCCUCCAGCAGACCAUCGACGGUUCCUCUUCCCUCGACGGGUUCUUGUGCAACAACGGUAACAACGACAAUAACUUGUGUCUGGGCCCCGCAUCCCGGGGGAAGAAAAGGCCGGGCGACGGCGGCGGCGGCGGAAACGGAAAGAAUCCGAUGAUGAGCUGGUCGGCGGCGGACGAGCUCGGGCAACCGCUGCUGAUGACAUCACCGUGCGGCAUCGGACCGCCGCCGCACGACGACGACGACAACAACGGCGGCGGGCCCCACAUGAUCCAAAUCGCCCCGCUAUCUCUCGACACGCGGGGGUGCAACGAGAUCAUGAUUGACGAUUCUGUCCCCGAGUUCUACGAGCGAAAGCCGUCCCUCAACGUGUCUCCGCCCGGGGCGGGCGGAAGAGACCACGGGACGGUUAUCCUCGGAGAACUGGAGAACAAAUUCGACCCGACCCUCGGGAGGCACUCCCCGAGGCGGGGACCACCGCAUCCCGGCAUGGUGAUGAACAUGAAUAUGCAGGCGGCGGCGGCGGCGCAAGGAAGGAGGACCUCUACUUUUGGGUAAUACAGUAACAAUAUAUAUACAUAUAGUAGCAUAAAUUAAUUGAGUUAAUGUGAUUUUUAACCAGAGCUGCAAUAAAAAUGCAGAACUAUACAUGAUACCCAUAGUAUACAUACUACUUCUAGCUACUUAAUUACAUACCAUACGGCCGGCCUGUAUUUUGAUUGAUUAUUUUACUGUGAUUUCUCAUGCAUGGGCUUAAUCAUUAUUCUUGAUUUUUUUAUUGUUUUGUUUCAUUUAUGUACGUUGUUGCCUUAUUUUUCAAGGAUCUAAAUGACUAAUUCAAUCAACAUUUGAACAAUUU